AUGAAUAUACCCUUUAAUAAUCAAAAUAUUAAUCAUCGUCCUGCUCAUAUGUCUGCUACUCGACCACCACCUUCCUUAACGACAGCAUCUUAUAUUCAUUUACGUCCUCAUGUUAAUAAAAAACCUAAUCUUUAUGGUGCUACACAACGAAAAGAUUUUCAUCCUUAUAAAAAAUUUCAAACAGGUUCAACUACUACAUUUUCUGGCUAUACAAAUAUAUCUAAUUGUUUUCAAUCAAAACCACAAAAUGAUAAUGUUACACAUAUUAAUUCUUCUAAUAACACAAAUAAUCAAAAAAUACCUUCUCUCAUGUCGCUUGAUCAUUUCCAACAACCACCACGAAAAAGUCGUCGAAGUUUUCAACAUGCUGAACAAUAUAAAUAUCAAACUCAAUCAAUUCCAAAUUAUGAGAUAAAAUGUUAUGAACAUGUUAAUUAUAGUAAACCAACAACAUUAAAUAAAUUCAAUGGAUUAGUUUUAUCUGAUUCAAUGUGCAAAUAUGUACGUCCAGAACAAAUAAGUAUAGAUGAUAUCAAGGUAAAAGUAUCUUUUGAAUCCGGCUGCGACUGCAGUCGAAUGGUCAAUUUUUUAGAGAAACAACAACUUGAACAAAAUGAUAUAUUUGAAACGGAUUUUAUUGUUUUUUCUUUAUGUACCAAUGAUGUUGCUAAUUUAGGACCCGAUCUUGCUAUCCAACAAUGUCAUUAUUUAAUUCAACGUGUACGACAAUUAUUACCUCGAAUAAAAGCCAUCGGUUGGCUUGCUCUUUCACCACGAUGGAAACCAUCAAAAUUAUUUAAUUCUUUAGAUAUCGACGAAAACAAUCAAAAAUUUAAUCGACUUCUACAAAUACUGUCACAACAAAUGAAUUUUCAAAUUAUUAAUGCUCAUCUUCAACAUCAACACAUGCAUCAAGAUGGACUCCAUCCAUCAAUCCAAUCAGGUCGUAUACUUAUUGAAAGAGCUCUGCAUAAUUGGUUUACUACACAAAGUCAACGUUUUGCUUUAGAUAAUCAAGAUAAUCAAUAUCAUCAUCAACAUCAUAAUUUACUACAACAACAUCAACAACAAUAUCAUCAACAGCAAAGGCAACAACGACAAUAUCAUCAACAGCAAAGGCAACAAUGA
Rotaria sp. Silwood2 is the source of this 1128-nucleotide messenger RNA. The record is from the annotation of a GenBank genome assembly. Lineage: Eukaryota; Metazoa; Rotifera; Eurotatoria; Philodinida; Philodinidae.